Molecule: messenger RNA, 2561 nt
Organism: Cucumis sativus (cucumber)
Lineage: Eukaryota; Viridiplantae; Streptophyta; Magnoliopsida; Cucurbitales; Cucurbitaceae
Product: protein NRT1/ PTR FAMILY 7.3
Exons: 5
Coding region: 294-2102 (602 amino acids)
Biological process (GO): transmembrane transport
Cellular component (GO): membrane
Molecular function (GO): transmembrane transporter activity
Source: RefSeq, a predicted model, not a curated record
AAUUUAAAGUCCAUAUCCUACAUCCCAAAGAGUGUGAUGAAUACUGUAAAAAGAAAAAAAUGAGGAGGAAAAAAAGAGUUUUGGACAAUUUGGGGUGACCCCACAUUUCUCUCUCUAAAUCCCUACCGUUCAACUCAUUCUUCCCUUCUCUAUUUAUACACACUUCCGAUUUUGUUUAGAGUCUCAAGACUUGUGUCUUUCUUCUGCAACUAUCAUCAGCAUUACUUCACCAACUUCCCCCCAUCUCUCUGCUUUGCUCUCUAUCCUAAACACUUCAAACAUCAUAUUCAUCAAUGGCUAAUUGCUUGGAGAUUUGCAAUGAGAAUUUGCAGGGUGGGGAGACAAAAGAAGAGAGAGAAGUUUGUACUCUUGAUGGGACUAUUGAUUGGCAUGGCCAACCUGCUAUCAGAUCAAAAUCUGGAGGAUGGGUUGCUGGAAUCAUUAUACUCUUGAAUCAAGGUCUUGCAACUCUAGCGUUCUUCGGAGUUGGUGUGAACUUAGUGCUGUUCCUGACAAGGGUUUUGCAGCAAAACAAUGCCGAUGCAGCCAACAGUGUGAGCAAAUGGACCGGAACAGUGUACAUCUUCUCUCUUGUUGGGGCUUUCCUCAGUGAUUCAUACUGGGGAAGGUACAAAACUUGUGCCAUUUUUCAGAUCAUCUUUGUCAUUGGACUGGUUUCACUUUCCAUAACAUCACAGCUGUUCCUGAUCAAACCAAAAGGUUGUGGGGAUGAGGACACUCCAUGCGAGUCGCAUUCAAGAUUGGGGAAUGCAUUGUUUUACCUCUCCAUUUACCUUAUUGCACUGGGAAACGGGGGAUAUCAACCAAAUAUUGCCACAUUUGGAGCAGACCAAUUUGAUGAAGAAGACUCCACCGAGGGGCACUCAAAAGUGGCAUUCUUUAGCUACUUUUACUUGGCGCUUAACUUGGGUUCUCUGUUCUCAAACACCAUUUUAGGGUACUUUGAAGAUGAAGGAGUGUGGGCUCUGGGCUUCUGGGUGUCAGCUGGCUCAGCUUUUGCAGCAUUGGUGUUGUUUCUUUGUGGAAUCCCAAGGUACAGACACUUCAAGCCAAGCGGCAACCCUCUCUCAAGGUUCUGCCAAGUCAUUGUUGCUGCAGCUAAAAAAUCAACGGUCAAGAUGCCAGCAAGUGGAGAUGAACUAUACAGUCUUGAUGCCAAGGACUGUUCAAUGAACCGUGGUAGAAGGAUACUUCACACCCAUGGAUUCAAGUUUCUCGAUAGGGCAGCAUAUAUCUCAUCAAGAGAUUUAGAUAACCAAGGACGAGGCAUUGGCAAUCCAUGGCGCCUCUGUCCCAUCACACAAGUGGAAGAGGUCAAGUGCAUUUUAAGAUUACUUCCUAUUUGGCUCUGCACCAUAAUCUACUCUGUGGUCUUCACUCAAAUGGCUUCCCUCUUUGUCGAACAAGGCGCUGCCAUGAAAACUGUUGUUUCAAACUUUCAUAUCCCACCUGCAAGCAUGUCCAGCUUUGACAUUCUCAGUGUCGCAGUUUUCAUUUUUCUUUACCGGCGAGUCCUAGACCCACUUGCAGGGAAACUCAGAAAAUCAGAUUCUAAAGGGCUUACUGAACUUCAGAGAAUGGGAAUCGGUCUCAUCAUAGCAGUGAUGGCAAUGGUUUCAGCAGGAAUUGUAGAGUGUUAUAGACUAAAGUAUGCUAAAGGCGACUGCACACACUGUGAAGGCUCAAGCUCCUUAAGCAUCUUUUGGCAGGUUCCACAGUAUGCGUUUAUAGGAGCUUCUGAGGUUUUCAUGUACGUGGGACAAUUGGAGUUCUUCAAUGCACAAACCCCGGAUGGAUUAAAAAGCUUUGGUAGUGCACUUUGUAUGACAUCAAUCUCUUUGGGGAAUUAUGUCAGUAGCCUUCUGGUCACCAUGGUUAUGAAAAUAUCAACAGAGGACCACAUGCCAGGAUGGAUUCCAGGAAACCUGAACAGAGGUCAUCUAGAUAGAUUUUACUUCCUCUUAGCUGGACUGACUGCAAUUGACUUUGCAGUGUAUAUUAUGUGUGCUAGAUGGUACAAAUGUAUCAAAUUGGAGGGCAAGUGUGAAGAAAACGAAGACCUGGAGCACAACAAGGUCUGAUUUGAAGAAAUAUAAACAAAAGCAACACUUGUUUGCUGAAUAUGUUAUCAGUUUGUGUAAGAAUAAAAGGAAUAGGGCCUAAAGAGUCGGAAACCUAUUCUUGGCUCAACUCUUUAUACCCAAUUCUUUCCCUUUUCUACAACAUCUGAUCAAAUAAUUUCAAGCAAUGUUAUUGAAAGAGCAAGGGUGGCGUGUUCGGCAGAUUUCUUGUCCAAGACCUUCCAUGUUCCCGCCGGCUAAAUUUCUCCCCUUUAUUCUUUAGAGGACUUUGACUUUCUUUUCUCCUUCUCCCCUUUUGCUUUUCCUUUUAUGUGGGGAAGCUAGUAUGUACAAUCACUGAGCCAUCCUUUUUCUAUCUAUCGAGUUGUCAAUGGAAAUGAAUCUCUCCUUUGUCUUCUGAGAUUGGUAUGACCGAGGGAGUUAAAAAAUCAAGAGGGGAAACAUAAGUACAUUUUCCUA